Candida dubliniensis CD36 is the source of this 1824-nucleotide messenger RNA. It is a transcript of the gene CMP1, whose product is annotated as calcineurin catalytic subunit A. Lineage: Eukaryota; Fungi; Ascomycota; Pichiomycetes; Serinales; Debaryomycetaceae. Gene Ontology annotation, cellular component: calcineurin complex; cytoplasm. Gene Ontology annotation, molecular function: calmodulin binding; calmodulin-dependent protein phosphatase activity. Bases 1 to 1824 code for a protein of 607 amino acids. The record is from RefSeq and is a predicted model, not a curated record. The transcript has a single exon. Gene Ontology annotation, biological process: calcineurin-mediated signaling; fungal-type cell wall organization.
AUGUCAGGAAAUACUGUUCAACGUAAUACUGAACAAAUCAAUAAUGCAUUAAAUGCUAUUCAACAUAGACGAACCACUACUGGUAAUGAUUUAAAUCAUACUAAUCAACGAAUAAUUCUGCAAAAUUCAAUAAAUGAUAAAGAUUAUACAAUUUAUAUUACUGAUGAUGGAGAAAAAUAUUCUACUGUUGAAAGAGCUGUGAAAUCAGUUGAUCCACCAGUAACAUUUAAACCUAAAGAUGAACAAGUUUUUUUAUCAAAUGGUAAACCUAAUCAUCAAUUUUUAAAACAACAUUUUAUUCAUGAAGGUAGAUUACAUGAACAUCAAGCCAUUCAAAUUUUAAAACAAGCUACUCAUUUAUUAAGUAAAGAAUCAAAUUUAUUAAAUGUCCCAGCACCAGUAACUAUAUGUGGAGAUGUUCAUGGACAAUAUUAUGAUUUAAUGAAAUUAUUUGAAGUUGGUGGUGAUCCAGCAACUACUAAAUAUUUAUUUUUAGGUGAUUAUGUUGAUCGAGGUUCAUUUUCUAUUGAAUGUUUACUUUAUUUAUAUUCAUUAAAAAUUAAUUAUCCUGAUACUUUUUGGAUGCUUAGAGGUAAUCAUGAAUGUCGUCAUUUAACUGAAUAUUUCACAUUUAAAAAUGAAUGUUUACAUAAAUAUUCGGAACAAUUAUAUGAAGAAUGUCUUGUUAGUUUUAAUGCUUUACCUUUGGCAGCAAUUAUGAAUGAACAAUUUUUUUGUGUUCAUGGAGGAUUAUCACCACAAUUAACAAGUUUGGAUAGUCUUAGAAAAUUACAUAGAUUUAGAGAACCCCCUACUAAAGGGUUAAUGUGUGAUUUAUUAUGGGCUGAUCCUAUUGAAGAAUAUGACGAAGAUAAUAUUGAUCAAGAAUAUGUUACUAAUGUGGUUAGAGGUUGUUCAUUUGCAUUUACUUAUAAAGCUGCUUGUAAAUUUUUGGAUAAAACAAAAUUAUUAUCGGUAAUUCGAGCUCAUGAAGCUCAAAAUGCUGGUUAUCGAAUGUAUAAAAGAACUAAAACAAUGGGAUUCCCAUCAUUAUUAACUAUGUUUAGUGCUCCAAAUUAUUUGGAUAGUUAUAAUAAUAAGGCAGCUGUAUUAAAAUAUGAAAAUAAUGUCAUGAAUAUUAGACAAUUUAAUGCUUCACCUCAUCCUUAUUGGUUACCUCAUUUUAUGGAUGUUUUCACUUGGUCUUUACCAUUUGUUGGAGAAAAAGUUACUGAUAUGUUGGUUUCAAUUUUAAAUGUUUGUACUGAAGAAGAAUUAGAUGAAGAUUUACCAUUUAGUGAAUCAGAAAUAGGUGUUGCAACAAAAACAACAAAAACAACAACACCAGUGUCACCAGUGUCACCAAAAGCUCAUCCACCAUCAACUCGUAUUACAUCACCUUAUAAAUCAACUAAACUUGUUGAAUCAGACAAUAAUCCUAACACCAAUAAUGAUGAUUCGGAAAUGACAUUGGAAGAAAAGAAACAAGCUUUACGUAACAAAAUCAUUGCUAUUGGUAAAAUGUCACGGAUGUUUCAAGUUUUACGAGAAGAACAAGAAAAUGUUGCUCAUUUAAAAGAAUUAAAUCGUGGUUCAUUACCAAAAGGUUCAUUAUUACAUGGAGUUGAUGGUUUAAAAAAUACUAUUAAUUCAUUUGAAGAAGCUAAAGCUGCUGAUAGAAUUAAUGAAGCUUUACCACCUUCACCAGAAGAUAUACAACGAUUAAAACAAGAAAAAAAUACCAGAAUUAGACAACAAAUUGAAAAUCAAGAAAUGAGUGGACCAGUUUUCCAAAGAUUAAUUAGAAGAUUAUCUCAAAGUUGA